CCGGCAGCGCGGAGCUGAGCUCCGCUCCUGCAGGAGGGUUCUUGCUCGGCGCGGCUGAACUCCGCAGCCCAGUCCCUGUGCGACCCGGCGGGCCAUGGCUGCCGCAGGGGUGUAGAGCGGGGUGCCCCGGCAGGAUGUCGGGGAGCGGCGGCGCGCUGCUGUUGCUGGUGGCGGCUGCGCUGCUCGGUUCCCCGGGAGGCGCUCAGCCGGCGGGGGAAGCUGCUUGCCGCCCGGUCCGUGCUGCUUUCCAGGUGUUGCAGCCCGGAGCCAAGUGGGUGCCCGAAAGCCCUGUGCCAGGGUCUGAUCUGCAAGUAUGCAUCCCAAAGGGCUCCACAUGCUGCUCCAGGAAGAUGGAGGAGAAGUACCAGGCCACAGCCCGCCUGAACAUGGAGCAGCUGCUGCAGUCUGCCAGCAUGGAGCUGAAGUUCCUGGUCAUCCAGAAUGCAGCUGUCUUCCAAGAAGCCUUUGAGCUGGUCGUACGGCACGCGAGGAACUUCACCAACAGCAUGUUCAGGACCCACUACCAGAGCAUGGGGCCCAGAGCUCUGAAGUUUGUUGGAGAGCUUUUCACUGACAUCUCUCUGUACAUACUGGGCUCUGACAUCAGUGUCAACAACAUGAUAAACGAGUUUUUUGAUGGUCUCUUCCCUUUAGUUUACUCUCACCUGAUUAACCCCAGCCUGCCCGAGCCCUCCGUGGAAAUGACCGAGUGCCUACGGGCAGCCAGGAGAGACCUCAGAGUCUUUGGUAACUACCCAAAGGUGAUGAUGACCCAAGUGUCCAAGUCCUUGCAGGCCACUCGAGCCUUUCUGCAGGCCCUCAACCUGGGCAUCGAGGUGAUCAACACUACUGACCACUUAAAGUUCAGCAAGGACUGCGGGCGAGCGCUGCUGAGGAUGUGGUUCUGCUCGCACUGCCAGGGGCUGCUGCUGGCCAAGCCCUGCGCCGCCUACUGCAGCCUGGUGAUGCAGGGCUGCUUGGCUGGGCUGGUGGAGAUCGAUAAGCACUGGAGGGAGUACAUUGGGUCUCUGGAGGGGCUGACCAGAGGCAUGCGUGGCCUCUACGACACGGAGCACGUCCUGCUCAACCUCUUCUCCCUGGUGCGGGAAGCCAUCGCCCACGCGCAGAGGAGCGACGCAAAGCUCGCCGCAACCCUCAGCCGGUUGUGUGGCCACGCUCAGCAGAGGCAGCACCGCUCAGCUCCUUACCCUGAAGACCUCUUUGUUGCCAAGAAGGUCCUAAAAGUGGCUCACAUGGAGCAAGAAGAGACUUUGUCGAGCAGGAGAAGAGAACUCAUCAGGAAGCUGAAGUUCCACAGCAGCUUUUACAGCAGCUUGCCAGAGUACAUCUGCAGCCACAGCUCUGCUGUUCACAACGACACUCUCUGCUGGAACGGACAAGAAGUCGUGGAGAGGUACAGUCUCCAAACCAUGAGGAAUGGAGGAAAAGCUCAGCCUGGCAACCAUGAGGUGAAGAUGAAAGGUCCUGAGCCAGUGAUCAGCCAGAUUAUUGACAAGCUCAAACACAUCAACCAGUUGCUCAAAGGGAUGGCUUUGCCCCACCAAAGAGCUCCAGGCAAGACCUCGGAGGAGGAGGAGGAGGAAAGCGGAGACUGUGACGAUGAAGAUGACUGCAGCAGAGGCUCUGGGGACGGAGAGCUGCGAGCGAGGAACCAGCUCCGCUUCUUAGCAGAGCUGGCAUAUGACCUGGAUAUGGAUGACACCUCUGCAACCAAGCAGCUUCUGAACCAGCAAAGCAAAGACAGUGCCACAGUCCCCAAGAGCACAGGUCCCCACCCCAGGCCUGCUGCUGCCAUUGCCCUGGUCCUUCUGCUGCCGCUGGGCUCCUGGCUGUGAGCGGUGCUGCUGGCAUCAUUUGAUGUCUCUCCAUACCCUUUUUCUUUUUAAUGAGGAAGACAUUUGGAACCUCUUCUGAAAUAUAUGCACAUUUCCAAAGAGAGGGCAAAUGGCCUGAGCUGGAUUUGUAGCUGAUAUGGCAUCUCCACACCAGAACAACCUUCCAAGCAAAGCGUUUGCUCGUGGGAAACGAGGAAAUCCGUAGCAGGGCUGGGUAAAGAUGAUCCUGCUUGACAUCAGGAGGUUCAUAACAAAUUGUGUUCCUCACAGUGUUUGAAGGCUGAGGUCUCCCUUGCUGUGAAGCUGAAGAUCACAUUUCACCUGGAGUUGCUGGAGUGUGCUCAGGGUUAUGUCCCUGAUCCAUGAAAUGCUCCCAGGAGCUCUCCUGAGCCUAGCUGACUGCCUAUGGAUUUUGUCUGUAGUUCAAGCAGGUUGGUUUUUAACUUGGCUCACCCCUAGGAACCUGCCCAGGCAGACAGCAUGGAGGGUGUGUGAAGACAGAAGGUCUGCCAUGCAGCAGGAGGGAAGAUGCUGUCUCAUCCUGGAGGAGGAAUGUCAUGAAGCACACCUGCGCCGUGGCGAGCUGCAGGCGAUUUUGCUCUUCGCCUCCCAGCCAGGACCUGUUAAGCCCUUCAAGUGCAAGUGGUUGGUCUCCACCAGCACCCCCGUGGCUCAUGCUAGGCUCUGGUUUUAUUCUUCAGAGGUGAAGCAGCUCCUUUCCCAGGGGAAAGGUGCACAGCUAGCUAGGGCCCAGGGACAGUGGGGUGGAUGUGCACACCGUGCGCUGCUGGCUGAGCAGCAGGCGGCCAAUGCGGUGUGCUGCAAGCCAGGAAGAGAAGAGGAUUUGCAGGAGCCCCAGGCAGGGCAGACUCUCACUCAAGUGUUUCUUUGCAUGUUCCUUUACUUAAGCUAUCUCCAAAAUAAAGAUUGGUUGCUCUGUAAGCAAGGGGCUGUAA
This is a messenger RNA of Pogoniulus pusillus (Red-fronted tinkerbird), 2812 nucleotides long. It is a transcript of the gene GPC3, whose product is annotated as glypican 3. The transcript is spliced from 8 exons. Gene Ontology annotation, biological process: positive regulation of canonical Wnt signaling pathway; cell migration; regulation of protein localization to membrane. NCBI's taxonomy places the organism in Eukaryota, Metazoa, Chordata, Aves, Piciformes, Lybiidae. Bases 135 to 1856 code for a protein of 573 amino acids. The record is from RefSeq and is a predicted model, not a curated record. Gene Ontology annotation, cellular component: extracellular region; cell surface; plasma membrane.